This is a messenger RNA of Cryptococcus amylolentus CBS 6039, 1734 nucleotides long. Its product is annotated as glycylpeptide N-tetradecanoyltransferase. Gene Ontology annotation, cellular component: cytoplasm. Gene Ontology annotation, molecular function: glycylpeptide N-tetradecanoyltransferase activity. The transcript is spliced from 12 exons. NCBI's taxonomy places the organism in Eukaryota, Fungi, Basidiomycota, Tremellomycetes, Tremellales, Cryptococcaceae. The coding region runs from base 1 to 1734 and encodes 577 amino acids. The record is from RefSeq and is a predicted model, not a curated record. Gene Ontology annotation, biological process: N-terminal peptidyl-glycine N-myristoylation.
AUGCCUGCCCCACCCAACGAAUCCCUUCCGACAGAACCACAGCCUGGCGUGGACGAAGUCCUUGACAAGUUUCAGCAACUCGGACGAGAAGCCGAAGAAGACGCUAGCGACAACGAAGAUGGCGAAGACGGCGCCGGCGACAACGAGGACGAAGGUGCCACAGGGGAGGCUGGGGACGGAGAGAAAAAGAAGAAGAAGAAGUCCAAGAAGAAGAAGUCCAAAGCUAGGCAGGCUGUGCAAGGUUUGAGAACAAUCGCUACCGGAAAUGCGCCGCAGGAAAUAGUCGAAGCUGUGCGAGGAAACAUGGAUGCUGGAGAAGGUCAAGCAGCGACAGAUGAGGAGAUUCGACGGGCGCUGAAAGCCGCGGACUUAAUGAAGAUCCUGGAGGGCAAAAUGGCUUUGGGAAACAAGUCUGGUACCAAGAACCUCGGCGAACAUAAGUUCUGGAAGACUCAACCCGUCCCUCAAUUGUCCGGUGACGGUGGCAGUAUCGCUCCCCUCGAGGAAGGUCCUAUCGACGACCCCAAGACGCCUGCCGAAGUCAAGCAAGAGCCUGGAAGCCUUCCUUCUGGAUUUGUGUGGAGUACUGUUGAUGUCAAGGACGAGGAGCAGUGUAAAGAAGUCUAUGUGUUGCUUUCCGAGAACUAUGUGGAGGACGACGAUGCCAUGUUCAGAUUCAACUAUUCCAAAGAGUUCUUGCUUUGGGCGCUUACCGCUCCGGGGUACGUUCCCGACUGGCAUAUCGGUGUUCGAGUGCAAAAGACGGGCAAGCUGGUUGCGUUCAUCUCUGGUAUCAAGGUAGAUAUCAGGGUGCGAAGCAAGACGUUCCCGUCGGCCGAGAUCAACUUCCUCUGUGUUCACAAAAAGCUCCGCUCGAAACGAUUGGCGCCUGUAUUGAUCAAGGAGGUCACCAGACGAGUCAACCUGACGGAUAUCUGGCAAGCCAUCUACACCGCAGGCGUCGUUCUCCCCACCCCCAUCGGCACUUCUAGAUACUUCCACCGAAACCUCAACCCUCCCAAGCUCGUCGACAUCGGCUUCUCCCCUCUUCCCCGCGGUACCACCAUCGCCCGACUCGUCCAACAAUACAGCGUCCCCGCCCACCCCCGUCUCCCCGGUUUCAGAGAGAUGACCAAAGCCGACGUGCCGCAAGUAGGCGAGCUGCUGAGAAAGUAUUUGGAUCGAUUUGCGAUUGCCCAGGUGUUUAGCAGUGAUGAGGAGGUUGAGCAUUGGUUCUGUAGUGGACAGGGGAAGGACAUUGAUGGCAGGCGAGAAGGACAGGUGGUCUGGGCAUAUGUCGUUGAGGACCCCACCACACAUCUCAUCACCGACUUUGUCUCUUUCUACUCCCUCCCUUCAUCCAUCAUGAAGAAUCCCAAACACAAUCUCCUCAAUGCCGCCUACAUGUUCUACUACGCCUCCGAUGCCGUUUUCUCCGCUGGUGGAAGCUCGGAUGAUGCUGCGGCGCAUGAUAGGAAGGCCAAGAGGCAUUUGGAGGAGAGGUUGAAUGCGUUGGUUAACGAUAUAAUGAUCAUGGCAAAGCAGGCCGGUUUCGACGUCCUCAACGCUCUUACGCUCCUCGACAACAACUUAUUCCUGACAGAACAAAAGUUCGGUCCCGGCGACGGUUUCCUGAACUUCUACCUUUAUAAUUGGAACUGCGCACCUACCGAUGGUGGACAGAGCGGCUAUUCCAGAAAGGAGAGCUCGCAGGUCGGUGUUGUUAUGCUCUAG